Molecule: messenger RNA, 2193 nt
Organism: Aaosphaeria arxii CBS 175.79
Lineage: Eukaryota; Fungi; Ascomycota; Dothideomycetes; Pleosporales
Product: zf-DHHC-domain-containing protein
Exons: 2
Coding region: 199-2010 (603 amino acids)
Molecular function (GO): palmitoyltransferase activity
Source: RefSeq, a predicted model, not a curated record
UAACUCGAAUCCUCGAACAUCUUCACCACCACUACAUACUGCUGACCAUCAAAACUACUACCACUCGUCCCGUUGCACUGAUGGAUCUGCACCGCGCUUGAUCAUCGAAUUACUCCUCCAACCCAAUACUUUGUACAAUAACAACAUCCACUAUCGCUCGCUUCACCACAUGUACAUUACCCACGCGAACCGCUUAUAAUGGCCACCCUCGGCUCCCCGUCCCCACCCUCAUCACCAUCGAGAACAAUGCGCCGAAGAAGUUGGGCCCGAAAGAUCGAGCGCUGCUGCUGCCAGACCAUAACCUAUUUUCCAUUGCUAUUCGUCUACGGCUUGACAUCAUGGGCGGCAUGGGUAGAGACAGGCAUCGGCUUUACGCCCACUAAGACCGAAGUAUGGACAGGUCCCUUCUCGUCAGCGCUCGGUGCUUUCCUGUUCAUCAUGCUCAACUGGAGCUACACGACCGCCGUUUUUACCGACCCGGGUUCCCCUUUAAGUGUCAAGGACGGAUACAGCCAUCUUCCUUCCCAGGAAGGUGGAGGCUUGUCAUAUACAUCAUUCACAGUCAAGGCUUCGACUGGCGACCUCCGGUUCUGCAAGAAAUGUCAGACCAAGAAACCCGAUAGGGCCCAUCAUUGCUCGACCUGCAAACGAUGCGUACUCAAGAUGGACCACCACUGCCCAUGGCUUGCUACCUGCGUCGGGCUUCGCAACUACAAAGCAUUUAUACUCUUUCUCGGAUACUUGACACUGUUUUGUUGGGUAUGCUUCGCCACUUCGGCCUCUUGGGUCUACAUGGAAGUUAUCAGCGAGGGCCAGUAUACCGAGUCCUUCAUGCCCGUAAACUAUGUUCUGCUGGCAGUGCUCUCAGGAAUCAUUGGGAUUGUCAUCACCGGCUUCACCGGCUGGCAUCUUUGGCUCACCUACCGAGGCCAGACUACGAUUGAAAGUCUUGAGAAGACCCGAUACCUUUCCCCGAUCCGUAAUUCCAUGCGCAACCAUCUGAACGAUCGCGACUACGUUGAAGCAUCGGCGAAUGGGCGACUCAGCAUUGGUGAUCAGUUGCGCGAGAUCCAUGCGAACGCGCUCCCCGGAGUCACCAGGCCUGAGGAAGGCGAAUCUCCGUCCCGAUCGAAUUCCCGCUCGCCUGCCGCACGCGACGGCUCCACGAGCAACGGCUACUCACACCCAGCAUACAACUCAUACGAGCAACGAGAACGUCAGCAAAACGUCGAUCGCUACGAAUCCUACCUGGAAGAAAGAGACAAUGAACUGCUUCCGAAUGCUUUUGAUCUUGGCUGGAAACGCAAUUUUGGGCAUGUUUUUGGCCCGAAUCCUUUACUCUGGUUUGUACCGGUAGUAACCACUACAGGCGACGGUUGGUCUUGGGAGGCUAGCACGAAGUGGUCGAAUGCACGUGAUCGCAUAAAGAAAGAAAGAGAAGCCGAAGACAGGAUCCAGAAACAGCGGGAGCGUGCUGCAGGUUGGGGUGUUGAUUCGCCCACAGAGGCUGAAUUCAGGCGAUCUGGACGUUCGCCCGUUGGAUGGCAGGUGAAUCGAUAUGCGCGCCAGCCUCAUUGGAAGACGACUCGACGAAAUGGCGAAGGGGCCCGCUAUCUGACAACCUCGAGCGGAGUAAUCCAUGCGCCAUUGGAAGGCCGCCGGAGUCCAAGCAAGGCAGACCAAAUCCUGGGCCGCGAGCAGGGAAUGUAUGCGGAUGGCGAUUUGCAACUCCAGCCUAUGGAUCGGCAUAGGUUCGACCAGUACAACUACGUUUCCGAAGACGACGAUGAUGACUACGAAGUUUCCUCCGAUGAGGAACAGGCCGAACUGCGGAAAGCACAAGUUUCGAAGCCUGCACCUCCAAAAGUGACGACCAAGGAUUGGAACGACAUCCCGGACGAUUUCUUAAAGCCGCCGCCGAAAGGCAAGCCGAAGGAAAGAGGCGAAAGCAGCCAGGAAAGAAAGCAGAAACGAGCCCAGGAAUGGGAUGAUUGGGACAAAGACAGCUAGUCGAGCUGCUACCCUUGGUUGUGGACCUCAAUCUCAAUGUUUUGAUGUAAAGAGCAUGGCGUGAACUGAAUUUUGGUUACUUUAUUUUCUUUUGCAUGACAGACAAAAAGGCAUAUGACGGCGUUAUGCGUCCAUUGACACGAGUUUGGAUAAAAGAGAGACGUAAUUGGCGUAAUUCUGGCA